Messenger RNA from Etheostoma cragini (Arkansas darter), 5641 nucleotides. RefSeq names its product forkhead box O6 b (gene foxo6b). Gene Ontology annotation, biological process: regulation of transcription by RNA polymerase II. The coding region runs from base 943 to 3171 and encodes 742 amino acids. The transcript is spliced from 2 exons. Gene Ontology annotation, cellular component: nucleus. Gene Ontology annotation, molecular function: DNA-binding transcription factor activity, RNA polymerase II-specific; RNA polymerase II cis-regulatory region sequence-specific DNA binding. The record is from RefSeq and is a predicted model, not a curated record. Lineage: Eukaryota; Metazoa; Chordata; Actinopteri; Perciformes; Percidae.
CCCACUUUAUUCCAGGCUACAGUUAAGUGGCUCGAAGCCUUCAGAGACGCACAGGGUUGUAGUAUCAAGACAGAGCAAUAGGCAGAGACGCGUACCCAUGUGACAUGUGAACGAAAGCCAAAGACAAAGGUAGAAAUCUCUCCUACACACAGUGAGGCGUCUGGCGGCGUGCGUGCAGAGGACACACACACAUCGACACACACACUCACACACAGAGGAUGCUCCAAAUCAAAUCCAUGAGGGCUUUUUGCAUCGUCUGGAAAUCCACGGCUUCAGUUAAAUGAUUCAUGAGAGCCUGUUUCUAUUUCUAAGGGAGUAAUUGCGCUCGCGGUGAGUUUCAGCUGAAGCCGGCCACCAAACAGUCUGCACGAGGACGGCGCGUGGAAAGCUUGGGAGCACAGGAAAUUCUAAAAGUCAGUUGAUUUUUGGGGAGUUUGAGAAGCGUUCCUGUUAACCUGCACUGACUGGACCUCAUCUGUCAGAGGGAUCAACUGUUGCUGCAGCCGUAGCGAGCACACGCACACACACACAAACACACACACGCACACACACACAAUCACACAGCCAUCAUCCAAGUAGGUCUGGCUCUCAUCAUGGAUGUUUGACCGCCACUUUGGUCCUGCAUGCAGCCAACAAACAGCCGGUGUUGUGCCCUUAACAUGGAAGAGAGACUGAUCCUGUUGUGGAUGCCUCGGGUACACCUUCAUCUGUUGUGAUGGGAUGCCACAUUGUUGCUCAGAGGAGAAUGAUAAUAUCCCACACCGCUGCCGGCUUUUCCCAUACUGGUUGAUCAUCCGUGUGUGAAACGAGACACAUCUUUCUUUGUAUAAAGGAGCAGUUUGGGCAUUUAAACCCACUGGCAGACGUCAACACUGACAGGCUUUUUUUAUUAGAGGCUAGUGACCUUGCCCGAUUUUGGACUGUAUUGAGCGGGAGAUCACCAUGCUGAUGAUGAUGAAGAACGGCGGCGGCGGCAUGGAUGCGCUUCAGGUUGACAUCGAUUCGGAAUUUGAGCCUCAUAGUCGCUCGCGGUCGUGCACCUGGCCGCUGCCGUGUCCGGAGGAUUUCCCCGGGGGGGGAGAGGAGGCGACGCGAGCGGGUCUGGCUCUGGCGUCGGUCAAAGUGGAGCAGUACAACGUGUCCGCGUGCCGAGCCGAGAGAAAAGGCGGCGCGCCAGCGGAGAUCAAGCACCCGGCCGGCGCCCCGGCCCCGGUCGCGGCCGCUCCUGCCUGCAUGUCCGGGGCUGCGCUCGAUGUGGCCGGCCAGCUGCGCAAAGCCAAGUCCUCCCGGCGAAACGCGUGGGGGAACCUGUCUUAUGCAGACCUCAUUACCCGUGCCAUCGAGAGCACCCCGGACAAGAGACUCACCCUGUCCCAAAUCUAUGACUGGAUGGUUCGCUUUGUUCCUUAUUUCAAAGAUAAAGGCGACAGCAACAGUUCAGCCGGAUGGAAGAAUUCAAUCAGACACAAUCUGUCCCUGCACAGUCGCUUCAUCAGGGUGCAAAAUGAAGGGACGGGGAAGAGUUCAUGGUGGAUGCUGAACCCAGAAGGAGGGAAGAUGGGCAAAGGCCCCAGACGAAGGGCGGCCUCUAUAGACAAUGGCACCCGCUACCUGAAGACCAAGGGUCGCAUUAGCCGUAAAAGAGCAGGGGCCAUAGGCCUUGGACGGGGACAAGGCCAGGGUGCCGGACCCACAAUGCAAGGUUCCCCCGAGCAUGGCAGUCCAGCAGGAAAAGGAGGUGUGAGUAUGGGGGGUGAGGAGUUUGACACCUGGACGGACCUCCAUUCCCGCACCUCCUCCUCUGCCUCCACACUGAGUGGCUGCCUGUCCCCAAUCCUGGCUGAGGCGGAGGCUGACGAACCGGAGGAGGGUGGGCUGUCCUGUUCAGCCUCCCCUCGACUGUACCCCAGCCCCACCAGCACCCGCUCCCCGGCCCUGGGCACUGGGGGCCACUGUCCAACCGUGGAGCUGCCCCAGCUGACUGACCUGACAGGGGCUAUUAGUCUAGAUGAGAGUGGCUACCCCCAACCACAGCAAAUCAAAUGCAACGGUUAUCCCUACGCACCUGCGCCCAAGGCAGAGGGCUCCUACUGUGGGCCCAUGUAUGGACAGCCAUCCAUGGGCAUGCUCCGGCAUCACACUCCCAUGGAGACCAUCCAGGAGAACAAGCCAGUCAGCUUCCAGCGCCAAAUGAGGGGCUACUCAGAGAACAACGCUCUACAAAGUCUGCUUACUGAGGGACCUCCGUACUGCAACAAAGACACAGUGCUGGUCCCGGUACGCGAAUCACACACACUAAUGACACAGGGGACAAAUGGCGCUCAUAGCCAGCACAGCCACAAUCAGAAUCACAGCCACAAUCAUAACCACAAUCACAGCCAGGAGCAUGCUCAUAAUCCUGGUCUACACAAUGGCCAUGGCUCAGUCCAUGACCAGAACACAACCCACCGUCAGAACCACAAUCAGGGUCACAAACACCAAGCCAGCCUCGACUACAGCCACAGCCACAAGCCCCACCCUGCCCAUGACUAUGGUCCAAGUCACGAGCACGGUCACAGUAACAAAGUAAACACCAGACAUGAUCACAACCCUCCCUCCAGCCAGAGUCACAUGCACAACCACAACCCCCAUAACCGUAUGCACAGUGGACCUCACCCCCAGGCCCUCUCCCCUCGGGUAAGCACUGACAUCCUGCAGCCCUACAGCCUCAAGACCUCUAACCACUAUGGGCCCCGACCGCACCUCCCAACAUCGCCGUCCCUGCCACCCAACCCUGCCGGGGUCAUGGAUGUUCCCCAGGACCCUUGCCGCCUGGCGUCCGCACCUCACCCCCGUCACCAGCCUUACCCUGGAGCUCACCAUCAGGGUCUGACCGACUCCUGGCAUGGCUACUACCACAACAACCACCAGCCAGGGAACGCUGGUUACCAGGGGCAACAGCACAACUCCCACAGUAGAAUGGCUGCCAAUCUGGAGAUGGAGAAUGUCGCUAGUAGCCUGGACUGUGAUGUGGACUCCAUCCUGCUCAAUGACUUCAUGGACACAGAGAGCAUGGACUUCAACUUUGACGGCUCUCUGUCCCAAGGCAUGGGCAUGGGGAUGGGCAUUAGCUUGGGGGCAUUUGCUUGUCCUCCAUCAGCACACAGCAACCAGAGCUGGGUGCCAGGAUGAACCAAGGCCCAAAGGUUUGGAAUGACACAUGACCUGAAAACUCACCCACUGGGCCAGGCCGCUGGUGGGCUGUACCCUUGGACUGACUGACUGACAUUUUGUUUCCUGAGGACUACAUACACCCUCACAUCCUACUCUUUCUCUUUCUCCCCCACUCUGUUUAUAAAGCGUUCUGUCUCCAUAUUGAACCUGUCCCCCAUAUUAGCCGAGUCCCAAAGCCCCCCUUGUUCAUGCCCUUCAGUUUUUCUUUGUUUUUGGUUUUUAUGGUCUCCUUGCAAUCUCACUCUGCCUGUCCUAAGCUCUCAAGCACUUUACAUCCAUCCUUUUCACACAGAUGCAGUAACAAAACAGACCAGGCAAAGUCAGGAUGUGUGUUGGCUUAAAUUUAAUGUAUGCAAUCCACUUUACAGUAUUAUCUCCUUCUACAAAGGAGGUGUUGUUUUUGACUUGAGAACAUGAUCAAACAGUUGCAUAAAUAUCUGUAAUGUAGAGGUGCUUUUAGAUUGGGGGUUAAAAGGCAGGGAAGGCUUUGAGGGUUGAAGGAUGAAGAAGAAGGGUUUAUAGAAGAAGAGGGAAUAAGAACUAAAGGGAUGGAAGGAGAAAAAGGAAGGAGAAAAGCCUGGGUCUUCUCUCCCCAGUUUGUUUCAUUGCAGGAGGACAGCCAUACAUCAGGCAACCAACAGCACCACUCCAAUGAAAUGCAACGUCCCAUCUUUAAUCUCCAAAGUAAUGCCAGAGUAAUGCAUCACUAUUGCAAAUCUAAUGCGCCACUCUGUGUUUUUUCAACCCCCCCCUCUCCUCAACUCCGGACACACCGGCUUAAUGUGUUUUGGCGAAAGUGAUGAUUAAAGUCACUCUGCACUAAAUGGGGGGAGGGAUUGAAAGGGCUGGUUGUUGAAGAGGGGGGCACUGAGGGGAGAUGAUAGGAAAGGAGAAAUGCAAAUAUUCCCUCUGUGCCUCUUCCUCUCCAUUUGGUGGAUUUAUGUAGCUUUUCCCGUAAUGAAAUAAGCAACGAUCAGAGCCUGCUGUACAUCCUGAGGAGCUCUGUGAUUGGCCUGCGCCGGGCUGCCUCAGCGUGGCUCCUUCACCGGCUGACCCCAGAACAGCUUACCGAGCAGCUGUGGUCAGGCCAGCAUGUUGAUGGAGCUGCCGUCGUCAGACCCCAGUCAACCUUGUCUAAUUCACUAACACCCAGGUUCAAGCCCACUAUGUGCUUUUACUCCUGCGAAUUGCACACUGAUGAACAGCGUCAGCUGAUUACUGUUUGGUGCUAUCUCCUCUGCCCAGGCCCCCUCCUAUCACAGCGCCCCAUCCCGAGGUUACUCAGAGGGUAAACAAGAGUAAUUAACCGCCAAACAAGAUGGAUGAUUUAUGCAAGUGUGUGUAUUCGCUCAUCGGCACAAAGUCAUAAUUCUUUCUCCCGCCAAGAACAAGGAGGGUGAUUUUUGAGAGGUGAUGCCCAGCGACAAGGUAGGCAAGCGGCGUGCUCACAGUGUCCUUCAAGUCCUUCAAGCAUUCCCUUUACAAGCAUUCCCCGCCCUGCCCCGGCCAUAGCUUUACUUUGCUGUCGUCUUUUCUUGUGCUCGUUCUGUGAUCGUGCAGUUGUCUGUCCUGUUUUAAUACAGCAUGGAUAGAAGCUUUCGUGUGCAUUUGUUUUUCAUCAUUUCCAGAGCGGAACCAUGCAAAAGGGAAGGCAUUCGCCAACCCUUGUCCUGGCACCUGUCCCACUCAAGAUACAAAAAAUAGGAACAAGAGGGAGAAGAAAGGUGGAUAAAUACAGUGAGACUGAGCGAGGGUGGGGGGAGCUUUGUGAGUAGACAGGAUUUGUAAGAAUGGGAGAGAUUUUCCAGCUCGGUAGCUUUCUGUACAAUUGGCUGUUUGAAUCAGGCCAAAUGUCAAGUGGCGCUCAGCCAGCUCCAGCGAGCUUUGACCAGAAAGCCACUUCUCCCUGCUGAUCAAGGACAAUGACGGGUAUUUCCAUAAACGUUUCUUUUGCUUUUUUUCUUACCUUUUCAUGAGUUAAGAUAGCCCAUUGUUGUAACCCAACUGUAAUUUGUUCUCUGACCUGUGUGCACUUGUGUGUCAACCUUCUCGUGGGUGUGCGAGUGUGUGUGUGUGUGUGUGUGUGCGUGUAUCACAGUGAUGUUCAAGAAAUGAUUAAGGAAAUAUUGUUGAGAACUAACUUGCCCUGGUAUUGUCCACGUUGGGAUGAAUGCAGCAUACAUAAUAUAUACAGUUUAUAUUUAUUGGUUAGGGAGACGGGCCUAUGGAGGCCCGCUCAGACCCCUUCACUGCUUUGUCCUCUUCAUGACAAGGAGGCAGACUGCUUUCAGUUUAACUACAUUCCAUUCUGUACAUAAUCUAUAUUGAAAAAAAUUGUAUUAUAAUUUUUUUGCAAAUAUCAUUUUUUUCUUUUCUAAAAUGAUGUAUCUGCUCAUCUGGUGACCGUAAAUAAAAACAAAAAAGAACA